This is a messenger RNA of Solanum tuberosum (potato), 848 nucleotides long. The record is from RefSeq and is a predicted model, not a curated record. NCBI's taxonomy places the organism in Eukaryota, Viridiplantae, Streptophyta, Magnoliopsida, Solanales, Solanaceae.
CCGCCGCUACCGAUGCAAGCAAAGAGAACAAGAUUCACACUGAUGUCAUGCUUUUCAAUCGCUGGAGCUAUGACGGAGUUGAGAUCAAUGACAUGUCUGUUGAGGAUUACAUCACAGCCACUGCUAACAAGCACCCAGUUUACAUGCCACACACAGCUGGUAGAUACCAGGCCAAGCGUUUCAGGAAGGCCCAGUGCCCAAUUGUUGAGAGGCUUACCAAUUCUCUCAUGAUGCAUGGAAGGAACAAUGGAAAGAAGCUCAUGGCUGUUCGCAUUAUUAAGCAUGCAAUGGAGAUCAUUCAUUUGUUGACUGACCAAAACCCAAUUCAAGUCAUUGUUGAUGCUGUUAUCAACAGUGGGCCAAGGGAAGAUGCAACACGUAUUGGUUCUGCUGGUGUUGUCAGACGUCAAGCUGUUGAUAUUUCUCCACUUCGCCGUGUUAACCAAGCAAUUUAUUUGCUGACAACUGGUGCACGUGAGAGUGCUUUCAGGAACAUCAAGACCAUUGCUGAAUGCCUUGCUGAUGAACUCAUCAAUGCUGCCAAGGGUUCUUCUAAUAGCUAUGCCAUUAAGAAGAAGGACGAGAUUGAAAGGGUUGCCAAGGCCAAUCGUUAAGAGAUUGAUGUUGGAGCAACUUUUAUUGAGAGACUUUUUGGUUAUGCUAUUUUCUCAUUUCUGUUUUCAUGUAGGCAUUAUAGCAUCUGCUACUCCUUAUGGAUUUAGUUUCUUGGAGGAUUUAUGUUUGGUAUUGUUAUAAAUGUUAAAUUUUGAAGUUCCUUUAUUCGGGUUCUUGGUAGAGUUUUGUUUAAACACAUGGUAUGGUAUGAUUUGUUUUAGAUGUUUCAAGUA